This is a messenger RNA of Verruconis gallopava, 882 nucleotides long. RefSeq lists its product as uncharacterized. The transcript has a single exon. Lineage: Eukaryota; Fungi; Ascomycota; Dothideomycetes; Venturiales; Sympoventuriaceae. The coding region runs from base 1 to 882 and encodes 293 amino acids. The record is from RefSeq and is a predicted model, not a curated record.
AUGGGCUUCCUAAGGGACUACGAGGCCAAAUUGAGCGUAUCAGGCGAUCGGCUUAAUGAUUUGGAGCGAAACCUUCAAGAUCAAACAGGUUCCAGGCAAGCGUUGGUUGGUUUAAACGAGAGCCUCCAAAGCUAUUACCUAAUGGAUUCCAGAUUAUCUGAGUGGGAGAAGGACAGCAGCGAGGUCCGAGAACCUGCUGUAGUGACGGAGAACUACCGGCAAGCUGGAAUUAUUAGGUACCUUUCUGACGAGCUGGUAUCGAUGUUUCCGCCUCCUCCACCUAGGUCUAACUCCAUACCCAGCGCCAUCCUGUGUUGUCACUCGGACGCGCAAUUUUCGUCUUCAGCCUUUGGAGAUUACGCGGAGAGGCAUCUGCGAUUGAUACGGGAGCUAGGGGAGGCUAGACGAGCAUAUGCGAGCUUAAAACAGCAGUGCCAGGAACUCGGAUAUCAAUUGGAAGAGCCUACCGAAUAUGACGAUGAUGACUAUCAAGAUGUUCUGAAUUUGAUGGAGACUGGACGCCCCCGUAUUGACGCUAUACUUGCAGGAAAUACAGCAGACGAAGAGGUCACUCUACCAUUGCCGAUGAAGGCCAUGUACGCAGGACAGAGCAGCAGGAUUAAGAGCUGGCUCGACAACAUUGAGAACACUUGCUCGUAUCAGAUGCCACCAAAACCCGAGUCAGAUUUGCCUCCAGAAAUGUUUACAGAAACUAGCUCUCAGCCAGACUUGACCCUUUUCGUUACUGAUCGGGAUGCAAGUCGUGUACGGAAGAUGAGGAUAGAACCGGCAAAUGGAAGUUCAGGAUGCGGCUCAGAACAACACAAACUCUUUGCAGUCUGCGCAAGACGGAAAUCUGCUCCUGAUCUUCGAAAUUACUAA